Theobroma cacao (cacao) is the source of this 1792-nucleotide messenger RNA. The record is from RefSeq and is a predicted model, not a curated record. NCBI's taxonomy places the organism in Eukaryota, Viridiplantae, Streptophyta, Magnoliopsida, Malvales, Malvaceae.
UAGUUCAUACAAGACUGAAAGCUUUUAUAUAGCACAAAGCAAGACGUGCAGCGUGUCCCUUCGGGGACAUCCGAUAAAAUUGGAACGAUACAGAGAAGAUUAGCAUGGCCCCUGCGCAAGGAUGACACGCACAAAUCGAGAAAUGGUUGUUACUUAUUUUGAUGGGUGUGGUCAACUCACUUUGCAUUUUCACAGAAAUGGGCAUGACUAAAAAGGUGACAGAUUGCCUACAGGCUUGCUAUAAAUCCAUGCCACUGUCUGCUAGUCCAGUCAGACUCAAAAGGAGUAAGAUGGCAAAGCAAUGGCUGGUUUUUCGAGCAACAAUUGUUUUGGUUUUAGGAACCUUGGCUUCAGCUGCAACUACAUCUUCGGUCACAUUUGUUUUUGGGGAUUCAUUGGCAGAAGUUGGAAACAACAACCAUCUGCAGUAUUCUCUAGCAAGGUCUGAUUAUCCCUGGUACGGGAUUGAUUAUACUGGCAAGCAGGCUACCGGAAGAUUCACAAACGGAAGAACCAUUGGGGAUAUCAUAUCUGAAAAGCUUGGGAUUUCACCACCACCACCUUAUCUUUCCUUGUUACAAAAUGAUGACGCAAUUCUUAAAGGUGUUAAUUAUGCCUCUGGUGGAGCGGGAAUUCUCAAUGACACAGGGCUAUAUUUUAUUCAGAGAUUAACAUUUGACGAUCAGAUAGAUUACUUUAAAAAGACAAAGGAAAACAUCAGGGCUAAAAUAGGUGAAGAGGCUGCAAAUAAGCUUUGCAAUGAGGCCAUGUACUUCAUUGGAAUUGGCAGUAAUGACUAUGUAAACAAUUUCUUGCAGCCUUUUCUACCAGAUGGGCAGCAGUAUACACAUGAUGAAUUUGUUGAACUUUUGACUUCAACUUUAGAGCAACAACUUUUGAGGCUUUACCAGCUUGGGGCGCGAAAGGUUUUGUACCAUGGCCUUGGGCCAUUAGGCUGCAUUCCUUCUCAGAGAGUGAAAUCGAAAACAGGCCAAUGCUUAACGAGAGUGAAUGAAUGGGUGUCGGAAUUCAACUCCAAAGUGCAAUACCUGAUAAAUUCUAUAAACAGACGCGUCCCGAAUGCACAGAUGAUUUUUGCAGAUACAUAUCCAGCAGUUCUUGACUUGAUCGACAACCCCUCAACCUAUGGUUUUAAGAUUUCUAAUACAUCAUGCUGCAACGUUGAUACAAGCAUUGGGGGUUUAUGCUUGCCAAACUCAAAAUUGUGCAAUGAACGCAACGACUAUGUAUUUUGGGAUGCAUUCCAUCCAUCAGAUGCAGCAAAUCAAGUGCUGGCAGAGAAGUUGUUAUCCAGCUUAUCCUCUGCCUCUGCCCCUACUCCUGCCCCUGCACCAAAGCCACAUUGACUUAUUUCUCAAUCCAUUUUUACAUGCUCAGAGUUGUUCAUAGUUUUCAAUCCGAGGGGUCCAUGUUAUCAUCCUCACUGCUCAAAAUAUGCAAAUGGAGUGAUUUGUUUUACCCACUAUAUGAGUUUUGUAACUUGUAACUCGCAGCUUUAUAUAAAUAAAUACCUUACAAAUUUUCCUUUUAAAAAAACCCAAGUAUUCUUAUUUACUACUAUUUUAUUUUUUAGAAAAAUGUUGGUAUUGAGGAAAUUUGGGAUCAGACUGACGUGCAAAAAGAUGAAUCUUCAAAGCUUGCGCCUCAGAUACUAUCCAGCAAUUAAGCUGUCAUCAUAUCCCAAUUUCUCCAAAUUAAAUGCUGAAUUCCAUUAAAAGACAGUAUUUGGAAGGCCAAACUCUCAAAGAUCUAAGCCAAAGGAAAAAAGUAA